Molecule: messenger RNA, 1984 nt
Organism: Neoarius graeffei (lesser salmon catfish)
Lineage: Eukaryota; Metazoa; Chordata; Actinopteri; Siluriformes; Ariidae
Product: ribose-5-phosphate isomerase-like
Exons: 9
Coding region: 159-977 (272 amino acids)
Biological process (GO): D-ribose metabolic process; pentose-phosphate shunt, non-oxidative branch
Cellular component (GO): intracellular membrane-bounded organelle
Molecular function (GO): ribose-5-phosphate isomerase activity
Source: RefSeq, a predicted model, not a curated record
AAUCAAACAAGGUAAAUCAGCGAAUGCGUGUUGUUUUUAAUGUCAUUUCAACUUCGAGUCGUUUGUUGUGGCCUUUUUGGAGUGCUGUCGAGCUGAACUAUAGUCUGAUAUACAGGGUAAUAAGGCCGUCAAGGCGCUAACGGACGGACUGAAGGGUGAUGAAGUGGCGGAGGUGGGCUGAGUUCAGUGUGAAGUCAACACUCCUCUUUUCCUCGUGUGCUCCUCGGUGUCGCUCCUCCUCACAUCUCCGCUCUUACAGCAGCACUGUGAUGGCUGAAGAGGCGAAGAAACUGGCCGCCUACGCUGCUGUGGACAACCACAUCCAGAAUAACCAGGCAGUGGGAGUGGGGAGCGGCUCCACCAUCGUGUAUGCUGUGGACAGACUGGCUGAGAGAAUACGCCAGGAGAAGUUGAACAUUGUGUGCGUUCCUACGUCAUUCCAGGCUCGGCAGCUGAUUCUGCAGCAUGGCCUGUCUCUCUCCGAUUUAGACAGACACCCAGAUCUGGACGUAGCGAUCGAUGGAGCUGAUGAAGUGGAUGAUUCACUCACUCUUAUUAAAGGAGGCGGAGGAUGCUUGACUCAGGAGAAAAUCGUAGCUGGCUGUGCCAAACACUUCGUCGUCAUUGCUGACUUCAGGAAGGAUUCAAAGGCACUGGGGCAGCAGUGGAAGAAAGGUGUGCCAGUGGAAGUGGUUCCUAUGGCGUACGUGCCCGUGUCCAGGGCCAUCACCCGGCGCUUUGGUGGGGAAGCUGUGCUGAGGAUGGCGGUCAGUAAAGCGGGCCCUGUAGUGACCGAUAACAGCAACUUCAUCCUCGACUGGAAGUUUGAACGUGCUCAGAACUGGAAAGAAGUCAACACUGCCAUCAAAAUGAUCCCAGGUGUUGUGGAGACCGGACUGUUUGUGGGAAUGGCUGAGAGAGUUUACUUUGGGAUGGAGGAUGGAAGUGUGAAGGUCAAAGAUGCUCCAACGAACUGAAGAAACAACGCUCUUUUCUGUCCUUGACACCUCAAGUGCCAGUGCAACACGAGCGUGCGUGUACAUGCAUGUGUGCACACAAACAAAAAGCAGUACACCACUAGAACAUUCCCUGUAAUCUCAUGUAGGUGUAUGUUAAAUUAUACACACUUCCAUCAUGUAGGUUUAGAAUUUCUGUACGUUUUGUGAUUAAUCCUGUUACUAUCAGUUUGAGAACAGUUUCACAUUUAGAAUCCUCCUGACCUUCGGACAAGAUGUAGCGCAGCCUUAACAACUCGACAAGUUAAGCAAAGUGUAACUAAAUGACGAUUUUUCAUUGAACAUCUGGGAAAAUGCCUCUCUUGUGUUUCUUACACACUGAUCUCUGUGCCUCAUGUAUCAUUUUAAGUCAUUUUGUCAAAGUUGUUGCCUAUUUUCAACUUUUAUAUAUUUUUUAAAUUCAACCAAAGGAUAACAUUCAUCUGCUAAUAUAAGGUUACAAUGCAAGCCAAUACUAUUUAAUGAAUAUAUACCAAUACACCAACUUGCAUGUAUAUUUGUUCAGUUCGCAGUGGAAUCAUUUUCUGUAAUCUGUUGUGACCUAAAACCUUUUUUUAAAUAAGUUGUUCUCACAUUUGUGUAGCUUGAGUAGUUUACAGUUUGUAGACGCUCGUGUUUCAGGAUGAACCACAUGCCAGUGAACCAAGUUUGGGUUUUGUUUGUCAAAUUUAUAUAAUGUGCCUGUAGACAAAACUAUCAGGGAUUUAGUGUACCAUUUAACUGGCCCACUCCAUCAGGCCUUACCUUCGCACAUACUCAGCCAUGUGUAGUAUUAAAACAGAUGUUCCUUUGAACACUUGGAAUGGGCAUUAUGAAUUUGACAGCGUAGUAUUUUACACACCAGCUUUAUUUUGGAAAUUUUGUUACUAAUAUUACUGUGAUGUUAUGGUUUUGAUGUGUGACCAGAACAAUAAAUUGUUGUUCUCUUGACUGAAUCUAAAUAUAUUAAAAGAGCACUGUUGAAAUAA